Molecule: messenger RNA, 8406 nt
Organism: Adineta steineri
Lineage: Eukaryota; Metazoa; Rotifera; Eurotatoria; Adinetida; Adinetidae
Source: the annotation of a GenBank genome assembly
AUGGAAAAAACCAAUCACAAUAAUUCUCUUUUAUUUAUUACUGUAAAUUCGUCGACAUCAUCAUCAUAUUAUAAUAAUACAAAUGGGAUACAAUCAUCAACAUCUAUUGAUGAUACAACAAGUAAAUCUGAACAUUUAAAAAUUGUUGAAAAUUUAACAACACAUAUAACACUUAUUGUUUCUGUUAUUGGUUUAAUCGGUAAUGCAUGUACAAUAGUUGUACUAAAUAGACAAUCAAUGCGUAAAUGGCGUUCGUCUAUGUUAUUGUCAGCAUUAGCUGGUGUAGAUUUUCUAUAUUUAUCAAUUAUAUUUUUAUCGAUUCUUGAUACAUUAACAAAUCAAGCUAUUGGUCUACAUCGAUCAUUGAUAUUAUGUCAAGCAACUGUUUAUAUAACGCAUGUUUGUUCAUUUUUGUCAGCGAAUUUUACAUUAUCAUUUACAUUGCAACGUUUUGUUGCUGUACUUUUCCCAUUACAUGCAAAUACAAUAAUAUCAAGUCGUUCAUCAAUUAUAAAUAUAUUAAUUUUAACAACAUUUGGUUGUAGUUUUUAUUCGUUUAGUUUUUUUGUAACAAACGUAAGACUUCAAGAAUGUCGGGAAGAUGAAAAACAUCCAGCAUUAUUUCCAUUAUUAAUUGUUGAUACAUGUUUUACAUUUAUUUUACCAUUUAUAUUUAUUCUUCUUUUUAAUUGUGCAAUAGUUUAUAAAUUACGAAAUAGAAAGAAAUUUGCAGAUAUUUUUGGAACUUCAUUACCAACAACAGGUUCUCGUAAUCAACGAACAUCAUCACCACUUCGUUUAUCAAAAGUUGAUUUAUAUCAUGAACGUCAACGAUUACAUGAACAAAAUACUAAUAGCCAUGAUCAUAUUCCAUUGAAAGAUGAAAAUUCAAUGACAAAUGGAUUGCCCACAUCAACACGUAAAAUAUCAUCAUCCUGUCUUGAAUCAACAGUAACUGGUAAUGAUUAUCUUAAACGUCUCUCUCAUUCACGUGUAUCAACAUUAACAAUGUCAAAUGAAUUAUCACCUGUUUCAUCAUCAAAUUCAAAUAAUCGACAAGCAAUAUCACAACGUACAACAAAAAUGCUUGUCAUAUGUUCAACAACAUUUCUUCUAUUUAAUUCUCCAUAUUGUGCUGUUUUACUUUAUUCCAUAAUAACAAACCAAAAUAUGACACGUACACUUGGAAUUUUAAGACAUUUUUAUUUUAUGUCAUUUUGUUUAAAUUUUUUUCUUUAUUCAUUAUGUGGAAAUCGUUUUCGUCAUGAACUGAUUUUAUUAUUUAAAACAUGUUGGUUAAAAUGUUGUACACAAAAUAUUCGUUCACAUUGGUUACGUAUUGAAAAACUUCCACAACAAUCAAGUUUUACACGUGUUACUCAAAGAGCAGGUGGUACAUUUUUGGUAACUAAAUAUAAGUAUAUAUCCAAAGCUGUUUUUCAACAUGUACCUACUACGAUAAUUGAUCAAACAGCAUUAAAUAUAACAGCUGAUGUGAUUUAUUAUCAAUCAACAUCAUUUUGUAAUCAAUCAUUUAUUAAAUUACAAAAUUUGACUAUUGAACCACUUCAACAUGAUAAUAUUCAUCUGGAUAUAAAGCAAUUUGAAAAUGCAGUUUUCGAAAUAUUUCAAAAAACAUUUAAUCUAUUACAAAAUAGAACGGAUGACGUCAUCCUCUCGUCUGAAGAUUAUAUUAAUCAAACUAAUCAAUAUCGUCGAAUAAAAACAGUUCAAAUAAAUCAUGGUCGAUUUAUAGGAAAUUCUAUAUUUGCUAAUUAUUUUUUAAAUAAACUUUUUUCUCCAACUAAAACAACAUGUGAAUUCGUAUUAAAUAUCAAUGAAGAAAAACUUCAACAUAGUAUUUGUGUAUCACAAACUGCUGAUCUUUUAACUAUUGAUCGACAAAUUUAUUUUCAUAGUCAAAUUGAUAACCAAACAUUUAUUUUCCAAGAUCAAAAUUUAACGACAAUUCAAAUAAAACACAAGACAAAAGAAGAUUUUGAUACAAUGCUAAAACAAUUUUGUAUAAAUAAUGAAUUAAUUUCUCAAUAUCAAUUAAUUCAUAUGAUGAAUAAUGAACUUGGUGAUGAAGAUUUAAAUAAAAUACUUUUUCAAGAUAUUAAUCAAUAUUCCAAUUGUGAAUGGACAUUAAUCAAUCAGAGUAUAAUUGGAGUUAAUCGUUAUCAAUCAACAGAAUAUAUUUUAAAAAGUUUUUAUCAUGAUGAAUCAAUACUUGAACGUCAUUUUGAUGUAAUCGAAAGAAAACCUAAUGAUUAUACAAGAGAAAUUCUGAGAAAAUAUUUUAAUAAUUCUUGUGAAAUAUCAAAUUUAAUUACACUUCGUAAGAUAAUAUUUAUUUCACAAGAUAAUCUAACAAUCCAAUGUGGAUUAAAUCAAAAUAAUAAUAUCAAAUAUCGUUCUAUAGCAUUACGUAUUCUUAAUAAUCCAAAAAAAUUUCAAAAUCAAUUACAAAAUUUAUUAGAAAAUGAACAAGAAUCUCCUACUAUACGUAUAAUUACCUUUCAAAUCAUUUAUUCAUUAUUAAAUUCAUCACAAAUCGAUCAUUACAUUGAAACAGUUCAAUCAAACCAAUUACGGUUUUAUAUGAAAUCUUUAUUUAAACAAACUUCAAUUUGGUCAGCACAUUCAGGUUCAUAUAGUUUUCCAUUUGGAAAAUUAAAUGUUGUAUUUCAAGAAAAUUUAUCUUUAUUUUUUCCAAAUAUACUACAAUUCAUACUUGCAAAUAAUACUGAAAUUGAUUUAUAUUUUGAACAAGAAAUUUUAGUUAUAUUUGAAAGAAAAUCAAUAAUACGUUUUUUAACAAUUGAUGAUUUAUUGAAAUGGUUAAAUAAUGAUCGAUUAUUUGAAACGAAAACACUUGAUGGGUUUCGUUUAAAAAUAAAUUUAAAAACUGAUUUUAAUCUGAAAUGGUUUACUGGGUAUUUUUAUCAAUUUAAAAAUUAUUUUCGAAAGUCAACUGCUGGUAUUGUUUUAAAAAUCCAGCAUGGAUUAGAUCAUAUUAUGACUGGCUACGAAAUAAAUUUUAACCUUGAAUCGAAUUUUAAAAUAAAUAUUGAACAAUAUCAAAAUACAACUUCAUAUAUCUGGCGUGCAAUACAAAAAGAAAAUAUUCUUUUUAAAAUACAACCAUCAAUAAAUCCAUUAAUAGGUAAUAAACAAAUUGCAUCGAAUAUUUCUUCGUCCUCAAACACAAAAGAUUUUUGUUAUAUUAUUCCACAUUUUGAUUCGAAAAUUUGUUUAUCAAUUAUUUUUAAACGACUAUGGCCAACAUUUAUUGCAAUUCGUUUACUUUCGGAUGAUCCAACACUUAUCUAUAAUGUAACUUCAUCGAAUAAUUUAAUUUAUUUUAAUAUUCAACAUAAUAAAAAAAUAUUUCAAUCUUAUCAUCUUAUACGAAAAUAUAAUGAACAUACAUCAAUGCCUUAUUAUAUUGAAUUUUCUACACCGAUAACAAAUUAUACAACAUUUAUUGAUUGGAAAAAACAAAAUAUAAUUUCAUUUAAUUUCCUAAAAAAUAAUCAAUCGAUUACUAAUGGUUCAGGUUUAUAUUCAUAUGAUUUAUCAAAGGGACUUUCAGUUAGUUUAACGGAUAUAUAUCCAAAACAUAUUGGAAAUCUUACGAUUGAUUAUAAUGGAAAUUUAACAAUUAAUGCAUCGAGAAUUUUAGGUGGAGAAUUAAUACUAAGAAUAGAUCGUUUAUCGGAUUGGAGUCAUGGACGAAUUGAAAUGAAAGUUGAACGAGUCCAUUAUAAUGAUUUAUCAAAUAUUGGAUUUCAAUCUUCAUCAUUGAUCAAUGGGUGGUCUCUUUGGAAUAUUACUGUUCUUAUGAAUAAUUUUCGACAAAUUCAAAUACAAUUCAAUCGAUAUUCAUUUAAUUUUCAAAUUAAUGAUCGAAUUAUUCAAUUGAAAUUAAAUUAUUUAAAUCAAAAACUUUUACGAUCAUAUUUUCAUAUAAAUCAAUCGAAUUUUAUUACUACAUCACUUGAAAUACCUGGAUAUCAUUAUGAAAGUGAAGGAGAAUUAUUUGUUAAUUAUACAAAUUUCUCUUUAAAUUUACCAAUAAUUGAAACAAUUCUUGAAAAAACUAAAAAGAAAUCAAAUAUUUACUUAGAAUUUUCUUCUCUUGAAAAUAACCUCAUUUUAAAUAUUACAUCAAAUUUUCGAAAUGAAUAUUCAUUUAAAUCUAUUCAUAAUUUUACAUUUCAUUACAAUUAUUUCUAUCAAAUGAAUAUUCAACAAUCUCUAACAAUGACAAGAUUAAUCCAUUAUCAAUUAUUAUCUUUUCAUUUAUUUACUCAAUAUAUUAAAAAUUCAACAAUUCUUCAAUUAUCUAAUGGAUCUAUUACUUUACCAUCAUUAUUUUUUACUAAACCAUUUUUAUUUAAUUACGAACGAGAUGUCGAAUUAUUUAUACAAAUGUUCGAAUGGGCAAAUCUAACACGAACUUCAACAAGUUACAAUAUCUCUACAAUAUUUGGUCUUCAAUUAUUAGCAAUUCAUGAUUUCUCUACACGAAUCUAUAUUCAUUUCGAACAGAUUAUUUUAGGUAAACGUUAUUUAUUACUUUUUGAAAUUGAUCGUAAUUGGAUGAUAUCAUUAAUUAUAAAUAAAAAGAUUCGAUAUGAAUUUUUAUCAUCACCAUUAAAUUCUUUAUUCUUACUAAAACGAAUUAAUUUAGAUACAAAUACAACUCUUACAUUACCAAUAAAUUAUCAUACAGAUAAUCAAACAUUAAUAAGAAUUGAUAUAGCAUUUUCCAAAUUUUUUUCCAAAUUUAUCAAUGAUUUUGUAUUAGAUAUAUCGUUAAAAAAUCAUAGUUUUAUAUUAUAUUGUCAUAUACCAUUAUUUAAACGAGAAUUUUUUUCUUUAAUAUGGAAUAGAUAUGUACAUAAAGAAUUAUUUCAUUUUCAUGGUUUAAUACAAACGAAAUUUUUACGACGAAGACGUUUUAUUGAUUUUGAUUAUAAUUGGAAUUUAGCAUCAUUUCGAUUUUGGACAUUAAAUUCUCAUAUAACAGUUUUUUCAUUAGAUCCUAUUCAAUUAAAUUUAAAUUUAACAAAUGAUUAUUUAUGGUAUGGAAAAUGGGCUAUUGAUUUUCGUAUGAUGUUAUCGAAUCGUCGAGAAUUAAUUCGACUUAAUCAUAAAUAUCAUUAUAGAACAUUUAUAUCAAAUUUAUUAUUUGAUCUUUAUCUUAUGAAUUCACAUUAUGAUUUAGAUUUUAUUUAUUAUCAUUUAAAUCAUUCUGUACAAGGUUUAUUUAUUAAAAAUAAAUAUAAAAAUGAAAUUGAUGGAUAUUGGAAUGCAACAACAAAUACACUUCAAUUAAAUACACAACAUAUGAAAUCAGUUACAAUAAUUACAUCUACAUUUAUUAAAUCAAUUAUUGAUAAAUAUCAUCAAAAAAUAGGAGUUCUUUUAGAACGUACUGAAGAUUCGUUUACAAAUGAUACUCAAAUAUUAGAGUGUAAUCCUUAUUUUAUAAUUCAUACACGUCCACGAUUAUUUAUUAUUCAUUAUUAUACGUUGAAUGAUGGUUUAUCAACAAUGACGUUUGAAUGGUUAACACGAUCAUAUUUGUCUUGGAAUUAUACAGGUCAUGGACAAACUAUAUUUCCUAUAACUAAAAUUGAAAUAGAUUUGCGUACAAAAUAUAUAUUUCAUUUACAUACAACAACAUUUAAAUAUUCUUGUGUAUAUAAUAAUAAUAAACAUCAAUUAAUUCUUCGUCGACAACCGAUUUCUGAAUAUGCAGAUGAUCAUUAUGAAUUAAAACUAAAAUAUUAUCAUAAUCGAACAUUUUUAAUACAUCUUCAAGUAAUAAAUAAUCAUUAUGAAAUUAUUGGCACUUCAAAUUCUGAUGAUUUAUUUUGGAAACUUCAUGGAUAUUUUCGAAAAGAUCAAUUCAAUGGUUCAUUAUUAUUAUCCAAUAAUGAUUGGUAUUUAUCAUCGAAAUUAAAUAUUAAUUCUUCAUUAUAUAUUUCAACUGGACAAUAUGUUCAAUUAAUUCCAACAAUAAAUCCUCAAAUAGCUUUUGAAAUAUUUCUAAAAUCAUAUUUUAAUUUUGCUUUUCAAUAUGCAAAUAUACAGUCAUUAAUCGCUUUGAAAUUUAUUCAUAAUUCAUCAGAUAUUAAUUUAUUUUUUUCAUCAAAAUCAAUUAAUGAAACAAUGUUUAACAUAUCAUUUCAAUUAAAUAAUAUAAUUAAUCAAAAUUGGAUACUUGAAAUACAUAACAAACGUUUUUAUCUGUAUAAUGAUAAUUCCGAAUUUAUUUUCAAUGGUAGUUUACAAGAUUUUUCUUUUCAACAUUUUAUUGACAAUAAAAAGAUGAACUUCUUAUUAAAUGAAAAUACAAUCGAAUUUUUAACACCUGGUUUUGGUUUAAGUUUUUCAAAUUUUUCAUCGGAUACAAGUCGAUAUAUAUUUUUAUAUCAUCGAGAAACAAAACAAAAUUUAACAAUUAAUUAUUAUAAAUCAGGAAGAUUUCUUCGAGAUAAUUUGAAUAUUCAAACGCCUAUAUAUGAUAUUAGUAUAAUUUAUAAUCCAACUGAUAAUGAAAAUCAAUAUAUAAAAUUAAUUUUCGAAUUAUUACCAUUACAAAUGUCAUCAUUUAAUCUUGUUCGUGGUCGAUCAUUUCGAAUAGGUUAUCAGACUCAACAAAAACAAAUGAUUUUAGCUGGAAAUCUUGCAUUUAGUGUUGAAGAUAUUGAUAAUCAAGAGAAAAUUUAUAUGAAUGAACGUUGGAAAUUAAUUUAUGGUUAUGAUAGAAGUGAAAAAAUCUAUAUUAAAUGGAAUAUAAAUAUCAAUUCAAAAGAAAAAACUCUUCAUGGUAAAAUCAAUAUUGAUGAUCCAAAUCAAGAUAUAUCAAUACCGAUCUAUAGUGAUCUUAAUGCACAGGUUAAAGAUAUGAUGUUAAUAUUUAAUAUGAGUACUACUUAUUCUUCAUCGAAACCUAUUCUUUUACAAAUAAAUAUUGAUCAAAGAAUAUUAACUCAACAAUAUAUUUCAUUAAAAUUAUUUCAUGAAUUAUCAAAAACAAAUUUAAGUUUAACAAUGGAUCAUUAUCCUCAGAGAAGAUUACAUAUUCGUUUUAAACCAAAUCAUUUUUCUUCGGAAAAAACAUAUCUUCAUUUAUAUGCAAAUACAACUGAAUCUCAAAUAAAAUUACUUGUUAUACUUUGGAAUUAUAUAAAUUUAAAUUUAACAUUACCGAAAUCAUAUCCGGAAACAGGUUUAUUGCAUUCCUCUUUAUUUAUCAAUAAUGAAGAAUAUUUUGAUGGACGUUUUGAUACAACAGCAUUAAAAUUACGAUCAAAAAAUUAUUUAUUUAAUUUAACACUUAAUCAACUUAUUUUACAACAACGAUAUCAUGACAAUAUUCUUGCAUCUAUUCUCACUAGAUGGAUUCAACGUAAUUCAUCAACGGCAUUAGUUACAAUUUUUAGUAAAACAGAUUUUAAACAAAAAUUAAUUCCAAUUUGGCAAUCGAACCAACAACAAACUUGGUUAAACUGUUUUAAACAAUUUCUAUUUGAAAAUAAUUUAACAUCACAAUUUUCAAAUGAUAUUCAAGAGUUUUCGAAUUCUAUUAAGAAUGAUUUUAUUCAUGCACAUGAACAAUCUGGUAUACAAUUAAUGAAUUAUUUAAAUUUUGAUGACGAUUUUAAAUUAGGAAUACAAAAACUUAAUUAUACGAUAAUGAAUUUGACCGAAAGUUUAUUUCAAAUAGGUUUUGCUGGAGAAAAUCUUUUACAAGAAUAUAUGAAUAAUCUUACUUGUUUAAUAAAUCAUCAAAAUUUAUUACAUCUUGAUAUAGAUCAAUUAACUACAUUACUAAUCGAUACAUUUGCAUAUGAAACAGUGUCUUAUAUAAAUAAAACAUUAGUUAUGUUUAAUCAUUUUACACAUUAUCCACGUUCAAUGAAUGCCAUUAUAUCUUACAUAAGCAAUGAAAUUAUUGUUGAAAUACAUAAAUUUAUAAAUGAUUUUUAUUUAGAAACAAAAAGAUUUUGUCUAUCAAAAAUUAUUCAAUAUUUAUAUGAAUUAGAUUUUGUAUUAAAAAUCUCUCCUCUCUUCUCAGAUACAAUAACAUUUUUUGCUUCGAAUGAUAUUCGUGAAUUUAUAUUAUUUUUUAAUGAUCGAUUACGUCGAUUAUUAUCUUUAUGGUUACAUUCGCCUAUGGAAUAUAAAUUAAUGAAAACAAUUGCAAGUCAAUUAAUAGAAUUUAUUGAUAAACUUCGAUUUUAUAUUGAUGAUAAACUUGAUUUUCUUCUACCGACAUUACAAAUUUUUACUCCACGAUUAUCAAUAAAUGGUAGUAGUAAUCAAACAUUUUUAUUAACUUGGUUAAAGCAAUAUAAUAUAACAAAUAUUAUUGAUGAACAAUAA